Messenger RNA from Bursaphelenchus xylophilus (pine wood nematode), 2380 nucleotides. NCBI's taxonomy places the organism in Eukaryota, Metazoa, Nematoda, Chromadorea, Rhabditida, Aphelenchoididae. The record is from the annotation of a GenBank genome assembly.
AUGGCACAGAUUAUGAAUGGUGCCGAUACGAGCGUUAUGGACGAUGGGGUAAGUUUUUAUUUUUGUUUUUCUUGGUUUAGAUCAAUGCUCGGAAUUGGAAUUUGGUAUCAUUAGAAAGGUUAUGAGGCAUAGAAACGAUCUUUAAAGGUUUCUGCGUCAAAAAAAAUGUUGGUUAUCUGUUUUUGAAUCGUAUUUUGUUCAUCAACACCUAAACCAAAGUGAUUGAUCUGAAAAAUGGUCUUUUUACUAGGGUUAUGGUCGGAAUGACUUAUAAAUUAAAUAGUCAUAUCCUAUUUUUAGUAUAACGACUAUGGGGAUGUCCAAGCCGACUUUGGCUACUCGAAUAUGGCAGUUCCUAUGGGUUUCACGGAGAUGGCGUGUAUGAGCUUCGACCACAGGGAGAAUCUACUAUGGGUUGUUGACAAAAGUGUAAGGAUUUAUUUUUCUUUGACCUUUUUUUAACUAUUUUUGGUAUUCCUUGCAUAUUUUACAAUUUCAGGGUCAUGUGUUAUCCUAUUAUCGGGUUGUUCUCCAAGUUUACAGUCGGUUUUUCUGGCCGUUGGAUAAGAACGACACGGAAGCGCAUUCCAUAGUCCCCACUUCGGACCAUGUGAUUGUGAUUGGGAAGUGCACGAUUGCGGCGUUUAGUCGAGGAGGAGUUCCCGAGUAUUUUUAUCGGUAAGAGGUGAUAUUGUAGUAGACCAAAUUUUGAUUUUUAAUGUGUUAUACUGGAUGCGCAAGUGAAAUAUUGUCCCAAAACGCUGCCUAAACACAAUUUCCGAAUUUUAAUGUUCCGGAAAUUGACAUUUUUGGAUUAUUUUUUUAUAUUGUACUAGAUAAAAUCGCACUUUUUUAUCGUAAAAUAAGUGUUUUAUUUUAGAUCCGACCUCCUAACCGACUUAUCUUGCGCUCAUUGGGAUCCCUACACUAAUUUGUUGUUCCUUGGAGGCUCUCAAGACACAAUUGUUGUAUAUGAUAUUGAAAUUCGCUCGGAGAGAAAUGUAAUUCCAAUCAAAGAAGGUUCCGCGAGCAUUAUUAGGACCACAGAGAGGUAUUUGGUAUCCGCCAGUGAGGAUGGAAAGGUACGAUUUUUGAAUUUUUUUGGUUUUGAUUUUAGGUAUCAGGAUAAUAUAAAAAUUCCUGUUCUUCUGCCGUUUUCGACACUGGAAAGUCUUAACGUUGAUUUUCAGUUAACAGUUCGCUCCAAAGAUUUGAUGAACUACAAUUUAAUAGCCCAAACGCAGGCUCAUUUGGGCAAAGUGGUCGAUUUUGAUGUCCAUGCCACGUAUCUGGUGUGCUGUGGAAUGUCAAAGAAGAGUAACGGGUAAGAUUUUUGUAAAAUUCAGAUCGAAAAAGACUGUUUGAAUAGUAAAAUACGCUAUCCAGUAGUUCCAUGCCUGUUUUUAAAAUAUUCCUCAUGUGUAAUAUAAUUUUUUUUUCAAAAUGAUUUUUUUUAUUUUUAGAACGCUAGUCUUCGAUAAUUUCCUCAAAGUAUACGAUGUUCGAAACUUAAACCCUCAAAUUCCGAUCCCAUUCAAUCGACAUCCAACCGUCUGUAAAUUCGUUGGCAUUGAUUCACUUAACGAGGAAAAAGUUGUUGUAACUUCUGGGGUGAGUGAAUUAUUUUCGUUGAACUUGGCUUUUAGGAUUAAUGAGAAGAGAGUUCAUUUCCUAAGGUGUGUUGGAAAGCAACUUGAUGAGAUUUUCUUUGUAUUUUACCUUAUUUUAGACGUUUUCAAAAUUUGUUUGCAAUUUUUUUACAUUUUGCCUUUUUCAGCCCAUGCUAUUCCUCGUGGACAUAUUAGAGAACAAACUCACCGGCCUUGGCAGCUUACCGGUUCCAGCUUCCCAUCUGUGCGCCUCGGAUUCUCAUCAAGCAAUUGCCGUGGGAAUGGGGGAGUGUAAGUUUUUUGUUUUGGUAUUUUAGUUGUGAAUUUAGAUUUUUUGAUUGGGUUUUGAAUUUUAGGCCCACCAAUGGUGCAAUUGUUCUGGACGGAAGAUGAGGAUCCACCAUUUUCGAUCUGUGAUAUUGACCCGAUCUUCCCGGCCGAAGUAAGUUUUUGAAUUUUUUGUGCCCAAUAAUAGGUGAUGUUUUGACAGAAGAUAUUUUUGGUGAUAAAAUACGCGGUUCGUAGUUUAUAUUCUUUUUUUGUGGCAACUGACUGGAAAAAACGAAAUUUUUGCAAAAUUGUUAUAUUGCACUAGGAAAAAGUGAUGACUUUUUUUCUUUAUAUUGACGGAUUUUCAGGACGAAAAAGACAUUCCAAUCCCAUAUGAUGCCCCAACCCCUCUGGCAACAUUUCCCUUACGGUAUUGCCCAGGUAUGGACUAUUGCUCCGAUCGAUGGCCAGAUGUCCUCAUGAGGCGGAGAUUUUUGUAA